CCAAUUAGACUCUGUGCGCGAUCCUGAAACUGUACCCGCGCUGGCACAGUCGGGAGCAUGCAAUGCAUGCCUGGUUCAUCGAGCGUUGCACUGUCCAGGUUCAGUUCUUCGGGCAGAACUACGCGACUUUAUACAGACCCUUUCAUUUGCCUCUUUUUUGGCGACACUUCAAAGUAUCUAUGUUCACCUUGAGAAUGUUAUAAACUCAAUUUCUGCCUCGAAAGCGUUUAAUGGCUCCGUUUCGAGUAGGUAAGAGAUUCACAGUUCUGAAACAGUGACAAUCCAGCGUCAACGCCGAAGACAUAGCCGAACGAGGACAGCGCCAAGGAACACUGCACUGUCUGUAGUUCGCUGGUUCUCUGGAGUUACUUUUUAUUCCAGUGUUUUUGAACAAUUUCAUACCAGAUUCAAGACUGGACUACGCGGUUAUUGUCUUGAAAAUCGACAAUUCUACUCUGCGUAAACUGUAGUUGCAGAAACUGUUAGUACGUAGAGAACGAGGAUAUAAUAAUUCACAAUUUGUUUUUAAAAAAGGUUUGGUGGAUCGAGUAUGAUACAAAUAUUAUACAGUUAUACAUGCAUGUUCAUAGUAGCGUAUUUUUGACAUCCCAGAUAUUCUACGGUCGAAGAGCGCUUGUUGCUAUGAUGCUACCUGAUGAGAGUAUUUACUGAAAUCGUAUUUAUUUCAAGCGGACCUUUAGAUAAUAUUGAAGACAUUUUGCCCCAACUGCAAAACAUUUUUUGUUUGUGAAUGAAACAUACUUUCCAAAUGUGAAUUCAAGCUUCAUCUCAAUAACUGUUUGGUGAAUUAAUGCCAUCAAUUCGUCAGAGGAAUCAACAGAUAUAUUUUGACAAUUACAAUUUAAAAAGCUUUCAGAUGUGAAUAUUAUUUCACUGUUAAGUUGACAUUUUCUACCGCGGUGGGCGCUACAUCAAGAGGGACUUUUGGGUGUCUAAGUUCGGGAGCCAUGCCGCAGGUUGAAAUUAUCCUGCUCAUUUCCCUGGUCUUAUGGAUGUGUGCCUAUGGCCAAGAGCCGGCCUCCAAGGUGGUAUCCGACCGCUAUGCCGUCUACUGGAACCGGACCAAUCCCAGGUUCUACCGCGGGGACUAUCACAUUGACGUGUGUAUAAACGACUACCUGGAUGUGUUCUGUCCCCACUACCUGGACUCUGUCCCUGAGGAGCGGACGGAGCGCUACGUCCUCUACAUGGUCAACUACGACGGCUACAGCUCCUGUGAUCACACGGCCAAAGGCUUCAAACGCUGGGAGUGUAACAGGCCCCACUCCGGCAAUGGGCCUCUGAAGUUCUCUGAGAAGUUCCAGCUCUUCACGCCCUUCUCUCUGGGCUUCGAAUUCCGUCCCGGCAGAGAGUACUACUAUAUAUCGUCCACCGUGGCUGACAAUGGAAGGAGAAGUUGCCUGAGACUGAAGGUGUUCGUCAGACCAGCAACAGACAAUUGUGUGAAAACUGUCAGCGUUCAUGAUCGUGUUUUUGACGUCAAUGAACGAGUGGACAAUUCCCUAGAACCAAGAGAUGACACCAGUCACGAGUCAGCCGAGCCGUCCCGAGGUGGCGUCAACUCUGUGGGCCGGGUUCAGACCACCAGCCUGCUGGUCAUUUCUGCCCUGCUUCUCUUGGCCGCCAUCUUGCCUUUAUAACGAUAGGCCUGGCGGUUUUAGUCAGAGCGGACCGCUCUGACUGGACCACAGGCCCCCCCCCAAAACCCCCAAGGAGCACUUUUGACAGACUCUCGGUGCAGGGGAGUGGUGGACUUCUAAGGGGACGUAGUUUUUUUUAAAUAAAACUUUCAAUUUGGGGCGUUAAGCAAAAAGCCACAUUUUGUCAUUUUACUUUACUGUGGAUUGAAAUGUUUGAAGGACAUGGUGUCCCGGUGAAUUUUUUUCUCCAUCCCAAUCUCCUUUCUUUCUCUCACACAAACUCACAUUCACAUUCAAUCUCAGUUUCUCUUUCCCUCAUCUGUGGCCCCCAAACCAUUGUUGCAAGAUAAAACAACAAAACAAAAACAACCACUAUUGAAAAAGAACCUAUUUUCCAAGUCCCACAUUUUUUUUCCAGAGUGUUAGGAAGUCUUGUAUCAAAUGACUAUGACUUGAAGAAGGCUUGUAAACUGAUCAAAUCAGCCAAUGGCAGUGACGCAAGAGCAUUACUGGACAGUGAAAUGUGGCCAAUGCCUAUGGGCCAAUCAAAUGAAGACAAGGCCUGUGGGCCAAUCCGUGGUGAAACAAGGAUCCAGAGCCAUGGUAGCUGCUUGGAGAAAUCCUGUUGCCAAGGGAGGGGGCUCUUAUUUUACCGCCUAUCAACAGUCCACCAGAAAUUCCUCUCAGGUGAUGGAGGUUGGAUUUGAUGACUCAGAGACAUGGGGAGGAAGCUCUGAGAAAAAAAAAAAAAAGAAGCACUCGUGUUUAGUCAUUUGUGUCAUUUUAGGGGGAUUAGUGAUCAAUUAAUGUAUUUUUUUAAAUGAAUCCCAUAAUUCAAGUGUAGCAGCCAACACAUGUGUAUAUUUGAGGGGAGCGUGGGAGUGGAUAUGGUAUUUUGUCAGAGAAUUGUCAGGUAUUUUACUAUUUAUUGUUGAGUCCUUGUGCUCUUGCUCUUUCCUGAAGACUGUUCUGGUUCAGUCACUGUAAUUACAGCAGAGAGAAGCCCAAAAGUUCACCACCACUAAAAAGCAUUUUGGUUAUAACAGGUAUGGUUAUAUUUCAUCUCACAUACACAUUUUAUAUCUGGGCUUGGACUCAAAGUAUAAAUAUAAAAACCGAGAUCAGGGAUAAGGACAAUGAGUUGGAUGUUGAAUCAGGAAUUUGGAACGUGUGUUACAACUGUGUUUCUUCUCUGGACCAGUAAACAUACUGUAAGGACUGAAAACAUCUGUCCAUAUAACCGUCCACUGCUUUUUUUUUUUUUUAACAAACAUUGUCACAGCAUUUUCAAACGUUGUAAUAACCUUGACAAAACAAUUAUGUACAUAAACACAAAGUUCAGGGAUGUCUCCGUAACGAUGAUUAGUUUCAGUGUCCCCCCCCCCCC
This is a messenger RNA of Esox lucius (northern pike), 3048 nucleotides long. RefSeq names its product ephrin-A5. The record is from RefSeq and is a predicted model, not a curated record. The transcript is spliced from 5 exons. Bases 969 to 1661 code for a protein of 230 amino acids. Gene Ontology annotation, molecular function: ephrin receptor binding. NCBI's taxonomy places the organism in Eukaryota, Metazoa, Chordata, Actinopteri, Esociformes, Esocidae. Gene Ontology annotation, biological process: regulation of actin cytoskeleton organization; ephrin receptor signaling pathway; axon guidance. Gene Ontology annotation, cellular component: plasma membrane; external side of plasma membrane.